Molecule: messenger RNA, 4522 nt
Organism: Poecilia latipinna (sailfin molly)
Lineage: Eukaryota; Metazoa; Chordata; Actinopteri; Cyprinodontiformes; Poeciliidae
Gene: magi1b
Product: membrane associated guanylate kinase, WW and PDZ domain containing 1b
Exons: 14
Coding region: 16-3768 (1250 amino acids)
Biological process (GO): signal transduction
Cellular component (GO): cytoplasm; cell-cell junction
Molecular function (GO): protein binding
Source: RefSeq, a predicted model, not a curated record
UUUGUGUUUUUUCACAUGAGAGUAAUUAAAGCAGCAUUAUCUUUGUGUUCAGGUGGGAAGCCUUUCUUUACUAGGAACCGUUCAGAGCUGAACGGGACCUUCAUCAAUACCAAACUGAAGAAGAGCCGUCGAGGGUUUGGGUUCACCGUUGUUGGAGGGGACGAGCCGGAUGAGUUCUUGCAGAUAAAGAGUUUGGUUCUGGAUGGACCGGCAGCCCUUGAUGGGAAGAUGGAGACAGGGGACGUGAUUGUGAGCGUAAAUGACACCUGCGUGCUGGGCUACACGCACGCCCAAGUGGUGAAGAUCUUUCAGUCCAUCCCGAUCGGCUCCAUGGUCAACUUGGAGCUGUGUCGCGGCUACCCACUGCCUUUCGACCCUGAUGACCCAAACACCAGCUUGGUAACCUCGGUGGCCAUCCUCGAUAACAAAGAUCCCAUCAUCGUCAACGGCCAGGAGGUCACAAGCAGCUACGACUCUCCAUCCAGCCAAGGAAGUCAGAGCACCAACGGCCCAACCAACGGCGGACCGCCUCUCAAUGGCUUCCCCCGACCUCACAGCCCCUCCACCGAGGUGGCCUCCGAUACCUCCUCCCAGCUCGGAUACUCUAGUGACGUGGUAACCCUGGCGUCGUCCAUCGCAACGCAACCAGAACUCAUCACUGUACACAUGGAGAAAGGAGACAAGGGCUUUGGCUUCACUAUCGCGGACAGCCUUGGCGGUGGAGGGCAGCGAGUGAAGCAGAUCGUGGACUACCCUCGCUGCCGUGGCCUUAGGGAGGGGGACAUCAUCAUCGAGGUGAACAAGAGGAAUGUGCAGAGCAUGUCUCACAACCAGGUCGUGGACAUGCUCAGCAAGUUACCGAAAGGCAGCGAGGUCACCAUGCUGCUGCAGAGAGGAGUGGCACCUGCGAAGAAGAGCCCCAAACUGGAUUAUUAUGACCUGUCUCCUCCGUACAGAGAUUACGCUAGGAUGCAAUUGUCAAGGAAGGACAGUCAGAGCAGUUCCCAGCAUAGUGUUUCCAGCCACCGGAGCGCCCACACGGACUCGCCCGUGCACUCGUCUCUGGCGGCCCCCCUCAGCGAGAGCGGCACUCCCCCGGCGCCCUCGCAGCCCUUGCCUGGCCUGCCUUCCCAGGACUCCCAAGGAGACGGGACCACCCACAGAAAACCCGACCCCUUUAAGAUCUGGGCCCAGUCCAGGAGCAUGUAUGAAAGUAGGCUUCCAGACUUCCAGGAGCAGGACAUUUUCCUGUGGAGAAAGGACACGGGCUUCGGCUUCAGGAUCCUUGGAGGCAACGAGCCAGGAGAACCUAUCUACAUCGGCCACAUAGUGAAGUACGGCGCUGCGGAUGAGGACGGCCGCCUCCGAUCCGGAGAUGAACUGAUAUGUGUGGACGGCACAGCGGUGGUGGGCAAGUCGCAUCAAUUGGUGGUGCAGCUGAUGCAGCAGGCUGCCAAGCAGGGCCACGUUAAUCUGACUGUGCGACGUAAAACCAACUACGCAGUUAAAUCAGAGGGAGACGUCCCUCCGUCGCCAGCGUCCUCACACCACAGCAGCACCCAGGCGCCCAGCCUGACGGAGGAUAUGGGCAAGCGCACACCGCAGGGCAGUCAGAACUCCCUCAGCACCGUCAGCUCCGGCAGCGGCUCCACCUCUGGCAUCGGUAGUGGUGGUGGAGGAGGAGGGGGCGCCGGGAUCAGUGGGAACGCUGUGGUCGCCGCCGCAGCUGCAACCACGUCCUCUCAGCCCCCAAAUGGCACCACAAACUCGGCCGCCGUCGCCGCCGUGCAGCCCUACGACGUGGAGAUCCGACGGGGCGAGAACGAAGGCUUCGGUUUCGUCAUCGUGUCGUCGGUGUCGCGGCCCGAAGCGGGCACCACCUUCGCUGGAAAUGCAUGUGUGGCCAUGCCUCACAAAAUAGGCCGCAUCAUCGAGGGGAGCCCGGCGGACCGCUGCGGGAAGCUGAAGGUCGGCGACCGCAUCCUGGCCGUGAACGGGAACUCCAUCACCAACAAGUCCCACUCUGACAUCGUCAACCUCAUCAAGGAGGCCGGGAACACCGUCACGCUGCGAAUCAUUCCCGGAGAUGAGUCAUCAAAUGCGUCUUUGUUGACGAACGCUGAGAAGAUUGCCACCAUAACCACAACUCACACAUCUCAGCAACAGGCGGCACCUGAGGCCAGGACCAACACCAAACCAAAACAGGAGUCUUAUGAGUUUAGUACCCCACCAAACCCUCCUCUGCAGCCCCCCAUCCAGACAGACUCGACUCAGGACUCUGAGUUCUACUCGGUGGACCUGGAGAGAGACAGCAAAGGCUUCGGCUUCAGCCUGCGGGGAGGAAGAGAGUACAACAUGGACCUGUACGUGCUGAGGCUCGCCGAGGAAGGAGCCGCAGUCCGCAACGGGAAAAUGAGGGUCGGAGAUGAAAUCCUGGAGAUCAACGGCGAGAGCACCAAAGGCAUGAAGCACGCGCGGGCCAUCGAGCUCAUCAAGAACGGAGGCAGACGCGUCCAUCUGGUGCUCAAGAGGGGCGACGGCUCCGUGCCUGAAUAUGACGGCAGCCCCAACGACAUCAGCACCGUCGACGCAGUCACAGGGAUACAAAACGCUCCGGAAGUGAGUUCCCUGCCCCUAAAUAAUGCACCAUCAGAGUCCAGCUUACCACCAGAACCCCCACCACAUUCCCGGAGCAAGACAGAGCCGAGCCGCCGCACCAAUGGCACUGGCAACCAUGGCACUGGCAGGCACCAUCGUUCUCAUCACCGUCACCACUCUCCCAGCAAAUCCAAGGCAAAGAAGUCCACAGGGAGGAAAGGGCCUAAGCUGUUAAAGAAGGACAACAAGGAAAAAGAUGGCCAUCGGCACCGAAGCCGCCACCGCUCGCCUCAUAAGGGGCACAGUCGCUCACGCAGUGCAGACAACACCCUGGAAAGCCGCGAUAGAGGUCACCGCAGAGGCCGCUCUCCAGAACGCCGUCAAGGUCAACAUUCUUCAUCAAACCACCGCCACCACUCCCCACGACGCUCGCCGUACCGCUCUCAGCACCGCUCUUACCACCACUCUCCACGACGCUCACCUUACCGCCACAGAUCCCCACCCAGGUACCACUCGCCAACCAGACAUCGCCACCGCUCCUCAGACCCCUACCGUUACGACACCCCUGAGAGACACAACGAGAAGCCGAUGGCAGACGAAGCCGCAAUGUCCGAUAUUCCUCAACCAAGAUUCCCUUUUGAAAACUCCAUCCUGCGGGACUCGCCAGCUCUAGACCGCCUGAACAGAGAUCCCACUCUUUCACUCCCACCACUUCGGAGAGAAGAUCGUCUCUACAGGCAGGACAGCCCUCUGAGAACCUCCUCCAUGGAGAGGGUCUACAGGGGAGACAGACUCCUGAAGGACUUUGCAUCCCGUGACUACAGAGAUGUCACCCUGCCCAGAGUCCGAACCCCCGACUUGGAUUCAUCCUACCAGAAGUACACUUCCCUGUUCAGAGGGCGUACACCUGAGAUGCUGGAGAGGGAUGGGCGCCUUGCCAGUAGAGGCGUCACCCCUGAACCGCGGUACAGAGCUCGUAGCCUGGAACGUGCCAUCUCCCCGCCCAGAAGGGACGACUCUGAAGAUGAAGAAGACGAUGACAUUUUUGUUGCCUCUAAGUUGAGAGAGUACUACAGCACGCUCAAGACCAAGAGCGAUCCCCCACCCAAGCCCGUGAUCCCUGAGCCUAAGAAGACCUACAAGGAUAGUCCCAAAGACCUGAGCAUCUGAUUGGUCAGCUGUCAGCCAAUCAUAGAUACCACCCACACAACACCUCAAGUACUCGCCUCCAUUAUCGGUUCUACAGGAAUGCACCAACUUGUGUUCACGUGCUCACAUAUAAAAAACCUUCUCACACACACAUUAACUACAUAUGCAUUCACACACAAAUUAUGUAACGGUGUUGAGUUACUAACAAAAAGUGAUUCCAAAAUGACUUUUGAAAGCUGUUUUUUUUUCUUUCAUUUUUUUAACUGUAUGUUUUUCUUUCCCUUUUUUUUUGUUGAAGCAUUCUACAUUUACAAAACUUUUUCCAGAAAAUAUAAAAUCUGAAAAAACAAAAACAAAACAAUGAUGUGCCUAAGAGUUCCAUUAACAAGCAGCAUUUUGUUUUUGAUCCUAUAUGUGGCGGGCAUUUUGCGGCCCGCUGUCAGACGAUGAAAUGUACGUACUUUUCCAUGCGGAUCCCAUGGAAGUGCCGCGCGCCUGGAUCACCGCUGCCGGUGCUCCUAACGAUGCUGUGCAUGUCUUUACCGGUUUCAGUGUCUCUUUUUUCUCUUUCUCUACGUCUCUCCUACCUUUGGUCUCUCUCUCUCUGUCUCUGUCUCUCCUUCCAGUGCCACUGUUUUUUAAAACAUUUGACCAGACUAUAGCACAAGCCUGCAUUUGUUUGUAUAUUUUUGACAGUUUGCAGUAUGUGUACAUUCAGAGGUGAUCAUUUUAAAUGAAUGAAGGGAAAAUUAAAAGUUAAACUAUGAUGACGAUG